CGUGAUCAUCAACCUUUGCACCGCGGAAAAAGCGGUAGGCACCACGCUCAGUGAUGAUGAGUGUUACGCCUGCAGCUUAUAGUAUUCAGCAUACACAACCUGGACCACUGGUUCCGUCAUCGCAGAUGCAAACUCCACAGCAGAUUGUCCCUCAGCAACUUCUUGCAGCAAAUGAUCCCAAGAUUCAUACGCUCAUUCUUGAGCUCAUAGAUCCAAUAACUAGGGAGUCGUCUCUCUUGGAGCUGUCGAAGAAACGCGAGCAGUAUGAGGAUCUAGCUCUAGUGCUGUGGAACUCUUUUGGUGUGUCCUCUCUCUCAUCUCCCUAACGAAGAAGUUCAAGCUGACUUUCGAGGUCGGAGGCAUCAUGGCCGCAUUACUGCAAGAAAUCGUUUCGGUUUAUCCUCUUUUGUUCCCUCCUUCCCUCACUGCGCAUGCCUCUAACCGUGUUUGCAACGCUCUCGCUCUACUGCAAUGCGUUGCCUCCCAUUCUGACACCCGUCAGUUGUUCUUGAAUGCCCAUAUUCCACUGUUUCUGUAUCCAUUCCUUAACACUACCUCAAAAACACGGCCCUUUGAAUAUUUGCGUCUCACAUCUUUGGGUGUCAUCGGCGCCUUAGUGAAGCAAAAUGAGAACUCCUCAGUUAUCCACUUCCUACUCUCAACUGAGAUCAUUCCUCUCUGUCUUCGGAUUAUGGAGACAGGAUCCGAAUUGUCGAAAACCGUAGCGAUUUUUAUCGUCCAAAAGAUCCUCCUUGAUGAGACAGGACUUACGUACAUUUGCCACACAUACGAACGCUUCUACGCGGUUGGAACCGUCCUUAGCAAUAUGGUCAGUCAACUGGUUGAACAACCCGCCGUUAGACUGUUGAAACAUGUCGUUCGUUGCUAUUUGAGGCUGAGCGACAAUCUAAGGGCCCGCGAGGCACUUCGUGCUUGUCUUCCUGAACCUCUUAGAGACUCCACUUUCUCAACGCUGCUGAAGGGUGAUAUGGUCACGAAACGCUGUUUGGCGACGCUUCUGAUGAAUCUGUCGGAGCGCCCUGAGUAAUCCAAUGUCCUGAACGCUUUGUGCUUAAUAUCACCUACGGUCAUCCAUUUAGCUAUUGCUUAGUUUUCUAUGUAUAAUACGAUCUCGCGAUGUAGAAGGUUUGGUUUGUUUGUAGCUGAAUGGACUUGAAGUACGAUAUGUGCAUGUUCUC
Messenger RNA from Cantharellus anzutake, 1199 nucleotides. RefSeq names its product cell differentiation proteins Rcd1-like protein. Gene Ontology annotation, biological process: mRNA catabolic process; negative regulation of translation. Gene Ontology annotation, cellular component: P-body; CCR4-NOT complex; CCR4-NOT core complex. The record is from RefSeq and is a predicted model, not a curated record. The coding region runs from base 365 to 1048 and encodes 227 amino acids. The transcript is spliced from 5 exons. Lineage: Eukaryota; Fungi; Basidiomycota; Agaricomycetes; Cantharellales; Hydnaceae.